Messenger RNA from Quercus lobata, 996 nucleotides. RefSeq lists its product as uncharacterized. NCBI's taxonomy places the organism in Eukaryota, Viridiplantae, Streptophyta, Magnoliopsida, Fagales, Fagaceae. The record is from RefSeq and is a predicted model, not a curated record. The coding region runs from base 1 to 996 and encodes 331 amino acids. The transcript is spliced from 2 exons.
AUGUCCGUAGCACAGUUGAUAGUCGAAGAGCCUAAUUCUGAGCUGAAGAGAGCUAGAAUAGAGAUCCAACCGGCUCUGAGAUUUUCGGAUGAAGACAAGAUAGGAACCAUCCAGCCACAUGAUGAUACUUUGGUGGUCACCCUCAGAAUAAGAGGGUAUAAUGUGAAGAGGGUGAUGGUAGACCAGGGUAGUGAUGUAGAGAUUAUGUACCCUGAUUUGUAUAGAGAGCUAAACUUGAAGUCUGAGGACCUGACAGCUUAUGAUUCACCUCUAGUGAGCUUUGAUGGGAAAGUUGUCAUCCCAAAGGGUCAGAUUAGGCUGCCAAUGCAGGCAAGGUCAGAGGUUGUUGAAGUGGAUGCAUACUCCCCCUACACGGCCAUUGUGGCCAGGCCUUGGCUUUAUGCCCUAAGGGCCGUUUCUUCUACUCUGCAUUUGAAGGUGAAAUAUCCAUCAGAGAAUCGAGUUGAAGAGUUUAUGGGGACCGAGGAGGCAAAGUGUGAGGAUUUAGAGAAAGUUUUCGUAGGUGAUAACUCGGAGAAGUUUUUUCAGGUUGGGGCUCAGCUACCUCCUCAGGAGAAGGAAGAGCUGGUAGAGUUUCUCAAAAGGAAUGUUGAUGUGUUCAUGUGGAAUGCUUAUGAAGCUCCAAGGGUGGAUCCGAGCUUCAUCUGUCAUCAUUUGAAUGUUAACCCAUCAGCCACCCCCAAAAAGCAACCACCUCAGGGCUCAUCUAAGGAUCAUACUAACUCUGUCAAAGACGAGGUGAUGAAACUUAAACAAGCUGGGGCUAUCAAAGAAGAGUUCUACCCUAAGUGGCUUGCCAAUAUUGUGGUUGUGAAGAAGAAAAAUGGAAAGUGGCGGGUAUGCGUGGACUUCACAGACCUGAACAAGGCCUGCCCAAAAGAUCAUUUCCCCAUGCCUCAGAUAGAUCAGUUAAUGGAUGCCACUGUAGGUCAUCCUCAGAUAAGCUUUUUGGACACCUUUAAAGGCUACCACUAG